Trichosporon asahii var. asahii CBS 2479 is the source of this 408-nucleotide messenger RNA. RefSeq lists its product as uncharacterized. Lineage: Eukaryota; Fungi; Basidiomycota; Tremellomycetes; Trichosporonales; Trichosporonaceae. Bases 1 to 408 code for a protein of 135 amino acids. The record is from RefSeq and is a predicted model, not a curated record. The transcript has 2 exons.
AUGACCCGCCUGACCCAAGUCCCACCCGACGCCACGCCCGGCAGCUCCUGGUUCCGCACCCUUGCCAGUAAGGAGGACUACGCGCGCGCCGAGGCGCUAGACCGGCUCUGCGAGCGACUGUACGGCAAGAGUCUGCAAGUCUUCGGCGAGACGACAUCUGGCCGCGCCUACAUCCAGCUGAUCAGCACCGAGGGUGCGGACGCGGGCCAGCCCGUCGCCUACGACACAUUCAACAUGACGCCCAAGUGGAAGAACUGGCUCCAGGGCGCCGAGAAGCGGCUCGACAAGAGCCAUGGCGAGCACGCCGACCCGCCCAUGGGAAAGAACCGGCGCGAGGACCCGCCCGAACGUACCUGGAGGGCCGAGGGGUAUGGCGAGGAGGCGCAGAAGCUAGAUGGUCUGGCCUAG